This is a messenger RNA of Neurospora crassa OR74A, 2473 nucleotides long. RefSeq lists its product as hypothetical. The coding region runs from base 785 to 1912 and encodes 375 amino acids. Lineage: Eukaryota; Fungi; Ascomycota; Sordariomycetes; Sordariales; Sordariaceae. The record is from RefSeq and is a predicted model, not a curated record. The transcript has 3 exons.
CUCUCACUCAUGAAGACUUUAAAUUUUGUUGACCUCGGCGCGUUGAUUACUUCUUUACACAUCAUUGUCACCUCGCAAUCAAACGUAUCCACGAACAUCACCCUGCCGCAGUCUUGACGGGUGUCUACGAAGCAUAUCUCAGUUGUGUCCAUUUUCUUUCGGGGUGAAGACCUUGGGUAGACCCAGACGUCUGCCUCCCGCCGUCUUAGUUUGAUGAAGUGAUAGCAGACGCCACCCAACAAAACUUCGGCUCUUGUCUGAUUCAACUUCCUCUUGCCGAUACUGAGGUGAGACCCAGAGGAACUUUGCCAAGUUUCCCUAUUUCCGCGUGUCCUUUUAUCCUGUUCGACGUAUUACCCGUCGAGAUUCGCUUAUCGACACGUUGAGAUUAAAACCCGAUCAAGGAGCGGACCGGCUUGUGCACAAACCAAACAGACUCGUGGCGCUUGUCAAGAUUCCCUCGGAAGGGUUCUCGGCAGUAAGAAACUGGAAUACCCGCCAGACACACAAAUCUCGAGAUUGCAUCAACCGAAUCUGCGGCGAUCUAUAUAUAGUCUACGCAUUUCUCAAUCAGCCUCUUCGCCUCACUUUUCCGUCAGUCAUCGUCUGCGUGGUAUGCCAUCUUUCAGCCGCACAAAAACGUCCUCUUUCGUCUUCAGCAAGUCGUGACAGCUUCGACAACCGACGAAAGUCAACAACCCUUCAGCUCCAUCUCACUCGUCAAGCGAUCAAACCAAACACAGACAUCUCGUCAAAAAUCUACACCACCAGGCAGUUUCUCAAGAUGGUCUCGCCAGCUGGAAACACCAGCGGCACAGAAGCCACCAAUUCUUCCAAACCACUACCUCCUCACCCCACGGCGACGACAACAACAAUAGCCGCCACAACCAUCCCCGAUGACAACACCACCCUCACCUCAGCUCCCCAGAUCAACACCAAAUCGGGCGCCAGUAUCUACAGCAAGCCCCUCAUGCUGACCGCGUACGACAAAUAUGUCCUCGGCUUCAGCAUGACCCAUCUCUGGCGUUGUCCCUCUAAAACCAUCCUCAUUCCCCUAUUUCGACAGAACUUUCGCGCCGAGAAACACCUCGACAUUGGCGUGGGCACGGGUUUCUUCAUCGGUGACGCUUUGGCCGAGAGACUUGCUAAGGACGAGCAUCUCAUGCCACUGGAGAGGGACCAGGAUAGCAAACUGGUUCAGCUCAAAAUCGAGAUCACCCUGAUGGAUCUGAACGCAGUGGCGCUCGAAAAAGCAAAGGGGAGGAUCAUGGGGGUUGUUAACAAGGCGAGAGCAGCAGGUGGCCACGGCAACGGCGGCAGCGGCAAGCAAUCGGAACAUGGAACAAACGUGGCAUCUCAAACUGUCAACGUAACCACCAUCCAAGCCGACGUGUUGGAUGAGUCACUCGUCUUUCCCCAUGGCAAGCUGUCCGAAAUCUCGAAACAGUUCAAGUCAGUCAGCAUGUUCAAUCUGCUUCACUGUCUUCCCGCUGCUCCCGAGGCGCAAGGGGGACAGGAAAUCAAAAACCGCGCCUUCAAACUCGCCGCCGCGUGUCUGGCGGAUGAUGGUGUCCUGGUUGGUUGCACGAUUCUGGGACGGAAGUACAUUGCAAAUCCGUCUCGUCCGAGUCACGGUUCGUCCGGCGGCACGGGAUCGGGAUCGGGAGUGCCGGUGAGGAAGGGAGGAAGUGUGGGACGUACAACAAGUAGUAAGAAACCUUUUAUUUUGAAGAGGAGCAUGACGUGGACGGUCAUGAAGUGGUACAAUGCGACGGGAGUGUUUGGCAACUGGGCGGAUGAGAGGGAGGGGUUCGAGAAGGGACUGAGGGAGAAUUUCGAGGUGGUGGAGACGCAUGUGGAGGGUUGUAUGCUGCUGUUUAAUGCGGCGAGGCCAAAGAGGAGUGAACUGUGAACUGCAUCGAUGUUUGGGGGGCUAAAAAAUACGACUUGAUGGGUGGAAGGGACGUUUUUAAACUGUGCACCACGGUGGUGACUGAAGCACAUAAACACAGUUCUGUUCGUGUAGAAGUGUCGUGGCGUUUGCCUCUACGAGGUCCCGGUCCGUAUACAGUUGGCCAAAGUCAGGGGUCAGUUAGAUGGAUGCUCUUACAGCCCUGAGGAAACUUCGGUGGAUUAUUGCUUCUUAUUGCUUCUUCAAGACACGUUGCUUUCAAGGAGCCAGGAGUGUACGAGCUGGUAACACAAUGUCAAAGCGACAAAGACUCGAGGUAUUCGAAAGGCGGGCUCAAGCAGCAUUUGCCGUAGGAACUUGAGAAACUCGGAUUGGUUUCGAGGAAGGGUCUACCGCAGUCUGUAAGGCUUGAUGACACAUGUAGCAUCGUCCAGCAUACAGAUGCCCACCUCUAACAAGUUACCACUAAUGGAACAUGUUUGAGAUCUCUUGCCAUUCUUGUAUUGUGUUCCAGUCUAUCUCGAAGCUCAAGGAUCUACUGAAAACAAACGUGAUAGUUCA